This is a messenger RNA of Lates calcarifer (barramundi perch), 2027 nucleotides long. It is a transcript of the gene gpr160, whose product is annotated as G protein-coupled receptor 160. Bases 209 to 1093 code for a protein of 294 amino acids. Gene Ontology annotation, cellular component: plasma membrane; signaling receptor complex. NCBI's taxonomy places the organism in Eukaryota, Metazoa, Chordata, Actinopteri, Centropomidae. The record is from RefSeq and is a predicted model, not a curated record. The transcript is spliced from 2 exons.
CACGCCUACUACUAAGAGCUUUUUGAUGGUAUAACUUCAUUGAAACUGGAUCCAGUAUUUCUGAAAACCUCCCUGGAGGCAACAGACAGAGACACUGCAUUGAAUAUCAGCCGCCUGCAUUAACACAGCAGAAGCAGCAGCAGAGUCUCCAUAAUGGUGAACAGUCAGUAGUGCACAUCUGGUUAAAAACUCCUCCAGGAAACACACUAUGAACAUCUCCAUCUCCUGCAUCCUGCUCGGUCUGGGAGUGAAGUGUCUCCUCAACUGGGCCUUGGUGUUUCUCCAGAGGAACCACAUCUGCAGAAGCUUCAUGGGGGUCUUCAGCGUGUCCCUGGCUGUUGUAGACACAGCCCUGACCCUCGUCUUCGCCGCCAUUCACAUCCACAGCGACGGACACUUCUUCCUCUUGGGCUUGGAGGUGACCAGGUACCACACGUGUCUGCUGGUUCAAAUCUUCGGACAGGUCUACGGCGCUCUGCAGUGGCCGGUUGUGGUCGUGGCCGGUUUGGACCACCUCUGCACCAUUUCUCUGCAACCAGCCGCCUUCAGGGCGAAGUGGAUUGUCCGCUCGUUUGUGACCGUCCUGCUGUGGAACCUCGCUGCUCUGUAUGUCUUUAUGCUGUCUGACUUCAUCCCCGUCUUGGAGGACGUGUCUCACUACCAGAUUCGCCACUGCUGGGUCUUCCACACCACUCAGAUCCUGCAGGUCGUCACGCUGCUCUCCCUGACUCUGGGCUAUGCAACGCUGCAUGCGAACCUCAGCACACGAUUAGUAAAGAACCCUCCUCAGGAAGACCAAAGAGGAACUCACCCCAGGAGAAGCUUUGUUUGCCAAGUCCUGCGCAUACUUCUGAACACAUGGGCCCUUUUCUUGAUUUUUCCUGCUGCGCUCCUCCUGCUACCCGUGGGAAUACCCUCAUACCUGGGUCUGAAUGUUGCCUGGCUCUGUUUCCUCAACAGCUUUCUGAUAGCAGUCGUUUUAUGUGUAGUCCGUCCAACCUCGCAGCUAGCGCACGGCUUGGCAGCAGUUCCUCCUGACAGUUUCUGCGAGUGGAGGUUUAAAUUUAGCUUGGCUGCAGAAGACAGUACAUGACUGCACGAAGCAAUUUAAUAUAGACACACAUUUGAAGAAAUGAAGCUACAUGUGAUGAAACCCGAACGUCUUGUAGUGAGAGGACCGUUUGUACCUCUGGAGAAGUAGCCAUCAUGGCAGUGUGGUUCAGACUGAAAUGCCUCAACAACCAUGGACUGCCACAAAAUUCUGUACAAUCCCUCUGACUUUUCCUCUAGCUCCACCAGCAGCUCAAAGAUUUUACUUAUCCAAGGAAAUAUUCCAGGAUAAAAUGUGCCACCAUGAGUCUGAUGUUGACUGGAUUAACUGGGGGAUUACUUAUAAUAAAGUUUGUGUUGGCUCCAUCAUCACAUUUUUCAGUUUCAGAUACAUCCUGGACCACAGUACAAACUAAGCAGACAGAACAAUAGCAUUCAGAGGAGGUGAAGUACACCACAAGCUAGCCACCUAAAUCAAGAUAAGACUAAACAAGUGGGCACACAUGGGAAACAGCUAUGUCCAUUAUGUCUCUCAGGUAUGGUUGGGUCAGUUUGUCUUAAAAAAAAAAUCAUUAACAUUAAUCUUAUAAGAGAUGUUUGAAAAACCCACAAAGUCGUUCAACACUUCUCCUCACUUUAUUUAGCCUAUAUUUGUUCACAUUUUGGAACAUAAACUAUGCCGAAUUUGCUAUUAGCAAUACUUCUUUGUUAAGUAUCGUUGAAUGUACCGAUAACUGUCACCGGAUUAAUUUAAUACUGAAGCAAACUUAAAAACAUAACGAUUCUCAGGAAGUUCUGCAGGAGCGACGUUUUUAAUGAUUUCUAAGUGGGUUUAUUUGCCGUGGACGUCGGGGAUAAUGAUAUCCUUGGAAAGUUUUGGUCACACUGCUUCUAAAAAAUAUGUGUAUUACGUCUGUUUGUUCAGAUUUGACCGUUUAAAUACUUCGCAGCAAAAUGGCGCUAAAUGAGUUAUAGUG